Cuscuta europaea is the source of this 1705-nucleotide messenger RNA. The record is from the annotation of a GenBank genome assembly. Lineage: Eukaryota; Viridiplantae; Streptophyta; Magnoliopsida; Solanales; Convolvulaceae.
CGAAAUUCAUUUUUGUGCUUUUCGAUUUCCGUGUAAAGCAAGCAUCCAUUCCAUUCCUAUCUAUCCUUCCCUUGCUUAACCCAUGGGCAAUAACUGAAACCUCCCCCUCUAUCUAAAACACAUCGCCAUUGAUUAUCAACGUACUCUGUUUUGUCAGCUUUGCUUCACUCAUAAUCUUCAUCUUCUCCAACCCCCGUAUCUGUGUAUGUAUAUCUGUCUUUCUUGCGGAACUAUCUGAUUGAUUAGGGGAGCGAUGGAGCAGCCAGCAGCACAGGACGGAGGUUCGUUGCUGGCGAUUCCGCAGCGGGUGGUGGCGCCGCCGACGUCUCUGGCCCCUGGCUUCAGGUUUCACCCCACAGACGAGGAGCUUGUUAGGUAUUACCUCCGCCGCAAGGCAUGCGGGAAGCCCUUCCGCUUUCAGGCUGUCUCGGAGAUUGAUGUUUACAAAUCUGAACCUUGGGAGCUUGCGGAAUAUUCAUCUUUGAAAAACAGAGAUCUAGAGUGGUACUUUUUUAGCCCUGUAGAUAGGAAAUAUGGGAAUGGAUCUCGACUCAACCGUGCCACCGGAAAAGGGUACUGGAAGGCAACUGGGAAGGAUCGUUCUGUGCGUCAUAAGUCAAAAACUAUUGGGAUGAAGAAAACCCUUGUUUUUCACAGCGGGAGAGCUCCUGAUGGGAAGCGGACAAAUUGGGUAAUGCAUGAGUAUAGGCUCGUUGACGAAGAAUUAGUGCAGGCUGGGGUGAUACAGGAUGCAUUUGUCCUGUGUAGAAUUUUCCAGAAAAGUGGGUUGGGACCACCUAAUGGCGAUCGAUAUGCACCUUUUAUUGAUGAAGAAUGGGAUGAUGAGACAGUGCUUGUGGUUCCUGGUGGAUAUGCUGAGGAUGAGGCCACCAAUGGUGAUGAUCAUGUUGAGGGCAAUGAUCUUGACCAGGCUGGUUCUCUAUUGAAGGCGCCUCAAAGUCCAGUGGAUCCUCCUCAGGUGCUUUCACUUGUUUGCAAGAGAGAGAGAUUGGAGGACCCCGAACCUCUUUCGUUGAGCCAAGCCAAAAGAUCCAAGCAGCACAGUGAUCCUAGCUCAAGCCACGCAAAUGGAUCAGAAGACUCCACCACAAUCCAGGACCCUCCUCCAACAACCAUGACAAAUUACUCCCCUUCCCUAUUAGAAUUCCCCUUGUUAGAUUCCAUUGAACCCAAAGAAACCCAUCCUUCAAAUGUGCACACCACCUUUGACUCCUCCACUCUCGAGAAGUCAGUGCCACCUGGGUACCUGAAGUUCAUAAGCAACUUGGAGAAUGAGAUUCUGAACGUGUCUAUGGAGAGGGAGACGCUAAAGAUUGAAGUGAUGAGAGCCCAAGCUAUGAUCAACAUUCUUCAAUCACGGAUUGACCUUCUGAACAAGGAGAACGAGGACCUUAGAAGAGUUGUCCGAGGUGGGUGAGAGGGGGUAGUAAGUAAAUCUUCUUUGUAAUCUUAGGGUUCAUCAAAUCCUUUUAUUUUGACGACGGGCAAAGGGAUUUGUUUGUACUUGGAAUUGAAGCCCAGCACCCAGCCAACCCAUCUGUCGACACAUCUGUAAUAUUUCAUUUCCUUUAGUUUGUGUUUACUCUGAGCUCUCUACCAGAAGGGCACUAGCUUACAAAUACAUUUCCCCAUCUGUUGGAACUUUUCAUCAUCAAAUAAAGAAGCUGGAGUUUCAUUAUCUUUU